Molecule: messenger RNA, 5635 nt
Organism: Ananas comosus (pineapple)
Lineage: Eukaryota; Viridiplantae; Streptophyta; Magnoliopsida; Poales; Bromeliaceae
Product: endoribonuclease Dicer homolog 3a-like
Exons: 25
Coding region: 162-5144 (1660 amino acids)
Biological process (GO): siRNA processing
Cellular component (GO): nucleus; cytoplasm
Molecular function (GO): ATP binding; protein binding; ribonuclease III activity
Source: RefSeq, a predicted model, not a curated record
AGCAAAAAAAAAAAAAAAAACAGAAGAGCGCUACUCUCCUGUUUAAGCUCUCCACCACUCGAAAAAGGCGAACUCUGAAGAAGUGUUUCCUCCCUAUUCCCCCCCUCAAAAACCCUCGCUUUCUCCUCCCCAAAACCCUAAUCUCUCGAUCUCCAUUAUCCAUGGCGUCUGCAUCACCUACAAACCCGUUGAAGAGGCCUCCGGAGUCUCCGCCCGAGGAGGGGUCGGAUUCCGCGGCGGCGACGAAGAAGAAGCCGAAGCGAGAGCUCCAACAAUUCGAACCGAGAAGCUACCAGGUAGCGGUUUUCGAGGUGGCGAUGCGGCAAAACACGAUCGCCAUGCUGGACACGGGUUCGGGGAAGACGAUGAUCGCGGUGAUGCUCAUGAAGCAGAUCGCCAAGGAGAUCAGGACGAGCGGCGGAGAUCGUAGUAGGAGGCUCAUCGUGUUCCUCGCUCCCACCGUGCAUCUCGUCAUCCAGCAAUAUGAGGUGAUAAAGAUUCACACUGAUCUCGGAGUCGAGAACUACCACGGUGCGAAGGGAGCUGACUCGUGGACGGCGGAGUUUUGGCAGCAACAACUCUCAACAUACCAAGUCAUGGUUAUGACACCCCAAAUACUGUUAGAUGCUUUGAGGAAAGCUUUCUUAAUGCUGGAUGAUAUACGUCUUAUGAUACUUGAUGAGUGCCAUCGUGCCACUGGCAAUCAUCCUUAUACGAGGAUAAUGAGGGAAUUUUAUCACAAGUCUGAAGUACGGCCAAAUGUUUUCGGAAUGACUGCAUCACCAGUUAUAAGGAAAGGUGUCUCAUCAGUUAUAGACUGUGAAGAUCAACUUUCUGAACUCGAAAACCUCCUGGAUGCUAAGAUCUAUACGGUAGCAGAUAGAAGCGAGAUAGAGUAUUUUGUUCCUUCAGCAAAAGAAGUCAAUCGAUAUUAUGACCCAAAGCUGGCUUUAUAUGACGAUUUAAAAGAACAAUUGGGAGAAUUGCUAUCUAAGUAUGAUAAUUCACUAGCCCAGUUGCAGAAUUCACCAUCUUAUCAGUAUAAAGAUGCCGAUGAAAUAAUCAAAGCAUCUAGAAAGCGUCUGUCUAAUAAUCAUGCAAAGAUCUGCCAUUGCCUUGAUGAUGUUGGUCUUAUUUGUGCUAUUGAGGCUACGAAAAUCUGUACAGAAACCCUUCAUCUACCUUAUACUCCAGAUAGUUGCAAUCUUUCUUUGGAGAAUUUGCAGCACCAUAAAGAUUUCCUCAAGGAAGUUUUGCAUACAAUUGAAGAGAACUUGCAUGAUGGUUAUGAAACGCUUCUAAAUUCUGAAGGUGGCUGUUUAGAAGCAACAAAAUUGGGCUAUGUAUCUUCGAAGCUUUAUGAACUUAUUCAAAUCUUUCAAUCAUUUGGCGUGCCCAGACAAGUGCUUUGUCUCAUAUUUGUGGAGCGAAUCAUCACUGCUAGAGUGGUAGAGCGGCUGAUAAGGAAAAUAUGUUAUUUAUCACAUUUCAUUGUUUCUUACCUUACUGGAGGGAGUUCUUCGGUAGAUGCUUUGACCCCUAAAGUGCAAAAGGAGACUUUAGAUUCAUUUCGAUCUGGAAAGGUUAACUUACUGUUUACGACUGAUGUGGCUGAAGAAGGCAUUGACGUCCCGCAGUGCUCAUUUGUGAUAAGGUUUGACUUACCGAAAACAGUUCGUAGUUAUGUUCAGUCUCAUGGGCGAGCACGGCAGUCUGCUUCUCAAUAUAUAAUCAUGCUUGAGCGGGGAAAUGUUAUGCAAAGAGAUCUACUAUUUGAUAUUAUGAGGAGUAAACAUUCUAUGACAGACACAACUUUACAUAGAGACCCCGAUGCCUACUCAUUUAAAUUACCCGGUGAUGAAGAAACAUAUGAUUAUUACAUUGACUCAACUGGUGCAAGAGUAACUGUUGAUUCCAGUGUCAGCCUCAUCUAUAAAUACUGCGAAAGGCUCCCUAGAGAUAAAUACUACACUCCAAGACCAAUUUUCCAAUUCACUCAGUAUGGUGGUUCCUAUGAGUGCACAUUAACAUUACCUCCUAAUGCUGUUUUCCAAACAUUGGUUGGCCCUGUCAGUAGAAAUUCCCACAAAGCAAAGCAACUUGCAUGCCUUGAUGCUUGCAAAAAGCUGCAUAAGAUGGGAGCACUUGAUGAUUAUCUCACGCCUCGUAUUGAAGAAAUUUUGGAACAUGAGAAUGAUAAAAAAACAAAAAAGACAGCUGAUGGUGCAGGAACAACGAAGAGAAAGGAGUUGCAUGGGACAACCACUAUUUCUGCUAUGUCAGGAACUUGGGCCCACCAGAAGGCUGGCGUGACAUUACAGGGUUAUAAGCUAGAAUUCCAGUGUGAUAAAGUUGGCCAGAAUUACUCGAACUUUGUUCUAUUAAUUGAUGCAACACUCGAUGAAGAUGUUGCUUCUCUAGAACUGAAUCUUUACUUGCUUGACAAGAUGGCUAAGGCGACUGUUUCUCGAUGCGGGCCAAUCGAGUUGGGUAUGGAGCAGGUGGAGCAAGCGAAACUGUUCCAGGAACUUUUCUUUAACGGAUUAUUUGGCAAAUUGUUCAUGGGAUCAAAAUUAUCCGGGGUUCCCAGACAAUUCUUGCUAAAAGAAGAUGAUACUUUGCUGUGGAGCACUUUAAACAUGUAUUUACUUUUGCCCCUGAAACCUUCAAGUGUUCAAGAUCAUGGUGGUGUAAGCAUCAACUGGGAAGGAAUUAAUGAAAGCGCUUCACUCGUUAGGCUUAUGAGAAAUAUUCACUCGCCAACAGCUAAAAAUAACUUACUUGACGGGUCAAGCAAUAAUAGCACCAACGAAGAAGAAGAUAUUAUUCACUUAGCUAACAAGUCUGAAGUGCGUCAGAAUGUUAAGAAUAUUGUAGUUUUGGCUAUCCAUACAGGGAAGAUAUAUUCUGUUCUUGAAGUCAGUACAGAUUUAUCAGCUGAUAGUCCAUUUGAUGGGGCUUCUGACAAUCCAGCAUCAGCAUACAAGACAUUCUCAGAGUACUUUAACAAGAAGUAUGGCAUUGUGUUAAAGCAUUCUACGCAACCUUUACUGUUAUUGAAGCAUAGCCAUAACCCACAUAACCUUCUAUCUUCAAAAUCCAAGGAUGAAGGUGACGCAGUUGCGGCAAAAACACACAAUGGCAGCAUACCCGUAAGAAAACCACAGAAUCAUGUUCACAUGCCUCCAGAGCUUCUAGUUCACAUCAAUAUACCUUUGGAUGUUUUGAAAUCUUUUUACCUGUUGCCUUCUUUAAUGCACCGAAUGGAAUCUCUAAUGUUAGCCAGCCAACUUAGAAGGGAAGUUGCAUUUAAUCCAAGCAAUUCUUGCAUACCAAGUUCUCUGAUUUUGGAAGCAAUUACGACGAUGAGAUGCUGCGAGGACUUCUCUUUGGAGCGUUUAGAACUAUUAGGGGACUCUGUACUAAAAUAUGCAGUGACCUGCCAUCUCUUUUUAAAAUUUCCUGAGAAGAACGAGGGGCAGCUAUCUUCCCGAAGGACCCAAAUUAUCUGCAAUGCCACGCUUCAUAGGCUGGGUAUGAAACGCAACAUACAAGGUUACAUUCGUGAUUCUCCAUUUGAUCCCCGCCGUUGGCUUGCUCCUGGACAAAUUUCAAUACGCCCUGUUCCCUGUAAGUGUCCUGUGGAAGAUUCCGGUUUCUCAAAGAAGGGCAUUUAUGUCAAUGAUGACAAUAAGUCUAUUGUAAUCGGGAAGUCUUGCGACAAAGGGCACAGGUGGAUCUGCUCUAAAACAAUUUCCGAUUGUGUUGAGGCUCUGAUUGGAGCAUAUUACGUUGGGGGUGGACUAAGUGCGGCAAUUGCAAUUUUACAAUGGUUUGGAAUUGAUUGUGAAUUCGAGCAUGAACUUAUUGUUGAGGCCACGAGGACCGCAUCUAUAUGGGGUUACCUUCCUAAAAUUGAUGAGAUUGAAAUACUUGAAGCAAAACUGGGGUACAGGUUUGAUGUUAAAGGUCUUUUGUUGGAGGCAAUAACACAUGCAUCUCGACAAGAGUUAGGAGCUUGGUACUGCUAUCAGAGGCUUGAGUUUCUGGGUGAUGCAGUGCUGGACAUACUCAUUACUUGGCACCUCUUUAAGAACCAUGAAGAUGUAGACCCUGGGGAGCUGACAGACCUACGAUCGGCAUCUGUAAACAAUGAGAAUUUUGCGCAAGUUGCAGUCAAGCAUAAGCUUCAGCAUCAUCUGCAACAUGGUUCAGGAUUGCUGUUAGAGCAGAUAACAGAGUAUGUAAAAGGACUAGAAGAUUCUAAUGAGGAGAACUACUCCUUAAUGUUGAAAGGUCUAUCUAAAGGGCCUAAAGUACUUGGAGACAUUGUAGAAAGUAUAGCAGGUGCAAUACUGAUAGACACAAAGCUCGAUCUGAAUAAAGUGUGGGAGAUUUUCAAACAAUUGCUUUCGCCCAUUGUAACACCUGAGAAUCUUGAGCUGGCUCCUUAUCGCGAGCUUACUGAGUUGUGCAGCCACCAUGGGUAUUUUUUAAAGGUAUCUUGCAUGAAUGAGAGAGAUGUAGUAGUUGCUAUUCUUGAGGUUCAAUUAAAGGAUGUCCUAUUAAUAAGGCAAGGCCGUGAAAGGAGUAAAAAGGAUGCAAAAGGUCAAGCAGCUUUCUUAUUAUUGAAGGACCUGGAGGAAAGAGGACUAUACCACUCUAGGUAUGCAUCCAAAAGGCAAUCUGAAGAAAAUGAUGUCGAGAUAAAAAAUACUGAAGAUUCUCAUGACAUCACUAUGGAUAAGGACAAGCCAACACAACCAAGGGAGAAAGAGUUGACUGAUUCAGGAAACAAUAGGGGUGAUUCUGUCCUAAGCGCACCUGCACAUUUGACUGUCAAAAUGCAGAAAGGAGGGCCUCGAACUGCACUGUAUGAGCUCUGUAAAAGAUUGCAGUGGCCGAUGCCUAGCUUUGAGUCAAAUGCGGAGAAGUUGAGCGAGGAUAUAGUUUGCCCUGGUUUGAGGGGCGGAGUAGGACCUCAAAUCUUCGUCUCAAACAUCACACUGCAUCUACCGAAUUGUGCGGUCAUCAACCUCACGGGAGAACGGCGCCCUGAUAAAAAGAGUUCGCAGGAUUCGGCGGCAUUAGUCAUGCUCUAUGAGCUCGAGAGACGGGGCAAAUGCCUCAUUAAGGAAAUAUAAGGGGUUGACAGAUCUGCAUGCAUAUAUAUGCUGUGGAUAUACUAAUUGGCAGGGUGAUAUUUCUUUCCUUUUCAUCCUCAUCGUUGUGAAGUAUCCUACGCCGAAAGAGUGUUCUGAUGAUUCUGGGCCCUUUCAUUUGUUCCGAUCGGUGUAGCCAAGUGCUCGAUGAUGUUAUGCCCUUUGAUCUAUUUCCAUUCUUGUAAUUAUCCACCAUAGCUUCCAAAGAUUAUUCCAAUGGAGAUGGUCCUCACCUUGUAUCAUAUAACAUGAGAAGAGCAUUUAUUUACCAUUUUCUAGGGAGAAUGUUUUAACCUUUUCCAUUAGCUGCUGCGUACCUAUGGAAGAGCACUCGUUCUGCUUAAAUAUAUGUCCUAUCGAAGUUAAAUGUAGCCUUAUUUCUUUAUAAACUAUGCAUAUUCUCUUUCUCUGUAACAUGCCUAGAGAUACUGCUAUAAUGAUGUAGCUGGUAUUUUUACCAGAACUUUGUCAAA